AGGAGCCCUAGCCGGAGACGGAGACUCGCAGCCUCUAUCCCAUGGCCGGGUCUCCCCGCCGCACCGCGGGCCGGCGACUGCAGCUGCCCCUGCUGUGCCUCCUCCUCCAGGGCGCCACCGCCAUCCUCUUUGCGGUAUUUGUCCGCUACAACCAUGAAACCGACGCUGCCCUCUGGCACUGGCACAACCACAGUAACGCGGACAAUGAAUUUUACUUUCGCUACCCAAGCUUCCAGGAUGUACACACCAUGAUCUUCGUGGGCUUCGGCUUCCUCAUGGUCUUCCUGCAGCGCUACGGCUUCAGCAGCGUGGGCUUCACCUUCCUCUCGGCCGCCUUUGCCCUGCAGUGGUCCACACUCGUCCAGGGGUUCUUCCACUCCUUCCACCAUGGCCACAUCUAUGUAGGCGUAGAGAGCAUGAUCAAUGCUGACUUCUGCGCUGGGGCUGUGCUCAUCUCCUUUGGUGCCAUACUGGGCAAGACUGGGCCGGCUCAGCUUCUGCUCAUGGCCCUGCUGGAGGUGGUGCUGUUUGGCCUCAACGAGUUUGUGCUCCUUAGUCUCCUCAGGGUCCACAUCCAGAAUGCCGCACUGGCCGGAGGGGUUGUGGUGGGGACAUCGGCUGAAAUGAUGCUGACACCCUUUGGGGCUCUGGUAGCUGGCUUCCUGGCUGGGACCGUCUCCACACUGGGGUACAAGUUCUUCACGCCCACCCUUGAGUCAAAACUCAAAGUCCAAGACACGUGCGGUGUCCACAACCUCCACGGGAUGCCUGGGGUCCUGGGAGCGCUCUUGGGGGUCCUUGUGGCUGGGCUGGCCACCCAUGAAGCUUACGGAGAUGGCCUUGAGAGCGUGUUUCCACUCCUAGCCAAGGGGCAGCGCAGCGCGACGUCUCAGGCCAUGCACCAGCUCUUCGGACUGUUUGUCACACUGAUAUUUGCCUCUGUGGGUGGGAGCCUCGGAGGGCUCCUGCUGCGGCUGCCCUUCUUGGACUCCCCGCCAGACUCCCAGUGCUACGAGGACCAGGUUUACUGGGAGGACAUUUGCAGGUGGUCCCCAGAAGAGGUUGGACCAGAGAUGCCUGCUCUGAAGGGGGCCCUCUCUCUCUCUCUGGCCUGGAUUUCUGGAGCUCUCUGGGCCUGCUCUGGAUGGUCUUUGGAAGGUCCCUGGGCAGGACCCAAGCAGACCCAUCCUGGCUCUGAGGCUGAGAGAGGAAGUGGGCUUUGUUGUGCUGGGGCAUCGGCUGGAUUCUUAAGUUCGCUUUUCCCACCCUGCUCGUCUUGGCAGGGGAGCCCUCAGCUGGAGCAGAUGCCCCCCCCCACCCUAGUGUCCCCUCCUCCCCAGCUCAGCUCCAUCCAUCUCCGUCUCCCCAGAGCGAGGAAUGUGGCUCCGGGACACUGCGGGGCUUGUUCCCAAUCCCCUUCUAGCUCAUUUCACUUGGGCCUUUACAGGCGCGCCUUCAUCCCACAGGCUGCUGUCUGGGUUCUGGCUCUGACGGCGCAGACAGAGAUCUCCCCUCCUCCCUGCAAUUCCUCACGCUUCAUUUUGCCCCAACACCAUCUGAGGAGGCUACGCUGUGGGGGGUCAAGGAGCCCUGGUGUGGGAGCCGGUGGGGGCAGUGUCCCCCUUCUUCCCAGCCCUCCAGCCACUCAGCUGGCCUCUGCUGGACCCUACAGCUGCACGGUAUCUGCAAGCUAUGCACAGGGUCUGCAAGCCAUCCAUCCCCUCACUAGCAUUCCUGUCCGCGCCCCGCAAGCCUCGAUUAUUGGUGGAAUUAGUACCGGGCUUCUUGUUGGCAGUUGCUAAUUAAGACCAUUUUUAAACGUGGUUAUUAAUGCUGCAGAGGGCUGUAGCCGCCGGCAUCUAUCACCCGCACCACUGGCGAGGUGCUGGCUCCGGAUGGCUCCCGCCUGCCUCCAUGUUGCCCCACCAGGCUUCAGGUCUUCGAGGCAAGGGUUGGUGGGUACAGAAGUUCGGAGGGGGUUUAGCUGAGCCUUCCAGAGAAAUGGAGGGGCCGCCUUCACUCCAGGGUGCCCCCAAACUGGAACCGUGAGUGUGUGUGUUGGUUGGGGGGGGCACUGUGUGAGCCACGUGCUGCCAGUAUCUUUCUUCCCCAGAAUGUUCAGGCCUGCGUCAGGAUGGAGCUCAUGAAGACUCUAGGGAGAGCUUGGGCCAUCCCCUAACGUGCCCCUCUGCUCUCCAGCAACCCAAAUACCGGCUCUGCCUUGAGCCAGGUGAGGGGGACCAUUUCAGUGAGACACUCCGUAUAAAAGGGGGUGAUGCAUCUGAGUGGAGCACUUACCUCACAGUUGCGGAGUACCUACCAGGUGCCAGGCCUUAGGGAUCCUCUCAUAAAUAAAUCACCCUUCCAGGGCACUGUCCCAAAUCCCUCCAGACUGGCUGAGGUCUGCCUCCUCUGUAGACCCCCUUUCACACUUCAGCCAGCCUCACAGCGUGUUGUAACGAGCUAUUCAUUUUUACCUGCUCACCCCCACUGGACCACGCAUUGCUCAAGGACAGCGGCUGCAUGUUGCUUACUGCAAACAGUAAAAGUCUUUGUUGAUUCAG
This is a messenger RNA of Lagenorhynchus albirostris (white-beaked dolphin), 2564 nucleotides long. It is a transcript of the gene RHBG, whose product is annotated as Rh family B glycoprotein. Bases 42 to 1802 code for a protein of 586 amino acids. Gene Ontology annotation, cellular component: plasma membrane. The record is from RefSeq and is a predicted model, not a curated record. Lineage: Eukaryota; Metazoa; Chordata; Mammalia; Artiodactyla; Delphinidae. Gene Ontology annotation, molecular function: ammonium channel activity. Gene Ontology annotation, biological process: ammonium transmembrane transport; ammonium homeostasis. The transcript is spliced from 8 exons.